Morone saxatilis (striped sea-bass) is the source of this 1718-nucleotide messenger RNA. RefSeq names its product zinc finger DHHC-type palmitoyltransferase 13 (gene zdhhc13). Gene Ontology annotation, cellular component: Golgi membrane. Lineage: Eukaryota; Metazoa; Chordata; Actinopteri; Moronidae. The record is from RefSeq and is a predicted model, not a curated record. Gene Ontology annotation, molecular function: protein binding; palmitoyltransferase activity. Gene Ontology annotation, biological process: protein palmitoylation.
GGUCACACGCCCAUCGACUUGGCCCACCAGGUGCACAGCCCGCUGCUCAUCCACAUGCUCAACCACGUCAAACAGGAGAGGAUUCGCUCCAACUCGCGCUGCCUGCGGAUCAUCAACAGAUACAGGGUCUUCCUGCAGUUUUUGCUCUGCACUGCCAUGUUCGGAAGUGUCGGCGCCAUAGUUGAUAUGAACUCGGAGUCCUGGUUGCUCAAAGGGAUCCUGCUGGCGUGUGUGAUCGGUGUGAUUAACGUGGCCUCAAGGAACUUCCCCAGUCCAGACUUUCAGUCUCUCCUACCUGCUACAUCUCUCAUGGCUUCAGUCUUCUGGAUGCUCGUCACCUGGUGCCUCUGGUUCCUACCAGAUGGACCCAGCGCCACAGUUCAGGUCCUGUUCACUCUGAAUGCCACAGCUCUGCUCUACUACUACCUCCGCACCUGCAGGACCGACCCGGGCUUCGUCAAAGCAACCGAGGAAGAGAAGAAAAUGAACGUGUUGGUGUUGGCUGAAGCCGGCUGUUUGGACCCCAGAAUAUUCUGCACCUCUUGCAUGACAAAGAAACCGAUGAGAACGAACCACUGCUUCUCCUGCGAUGCCUGUGUGGCGAAGCAGGACCACCACUCGGUCUGGACCAACGGCUGCAUCGGUGCGAGGAACCACCACUACUUUGUCCUCUUCCUGUUCUCCCUCAUGAUGAUGGGAGCCUGGAUGUUCUACGGUUGUCUCGUGUACUGGUCGACUCACUGUGUGCUGCAUUAUGAGGAGCAGGGCGUGUGGGGCGUUGUCUCUGCCCUGGUCGGCUGCUCUCCCUGGCUGCUCGGCGUCUUCCUGCUGGCCUUCUAUCACACCUGCUGGUCGGGCUCCAUCCUGCUGCUGCAGCUGUACCAGAUUGCCUUCCUGGGACUGACCACGGCGGAGCGGAUAAACCUGACACUCCACCAGAGGAAACUCCGACAAUCCGGCUCCCUCAGACAGAAUCCAUACAAUUUGGGCGUGGUGCGGAACCUGGUGUCCUUCUUCCAGCUGCGUUGCUGUGGCCUCUUCAAACCGGCCGUCAUCGACUGGACGCAGCAGUUCCCGCCCGGCCGCGACCAACACAUGUUCGGACACACCGACAUGGUCUGACCUGCCCGCCGCCCCUCACUCAGGGUCAAGGGUCACACUCUUACAGUGGUUUUGGACCAAAAGCACAAAGUGUAUUUAUUUAUUUUUUUAAAAGGGUUGGCUCCUUCUGAAGAGAGACCACGAUAUCAGUUGAUAGAAGUUGGGGAAACAAAGCAUCGUGUAGAUAUUUGUUUGAAUCGGUUGCUCUUUGUACAGACUGCUGCUGCCUUAUACUUGACCAAUGUAUACGUGAGAUGAAAGUCACAAAGAAUUUGGGUACGGUUAAGAAACUUUUAAAGGCCUAAAUUGUAAUUGAAGUUUUCAGAUGUUUUUUUAUGAACACAUCAAGCCUAUUUUGUAUCAUCUGUUCUUGGGAAAAAAGGACCUUUGUACAUUUAAACAGUUGGUUUUAUGACUUUUGUAAGAACUGCAUGUGUUUAAUAAUGAAUGACCACUAUAUUAAUUCAAAUAAAGCAAUGUUGUGCCUGUCUUUUGAACUGGUUCUGUGUGGGCCUCUAGAACAGAAACACUGUGUCCUUUUAGCUCGUAAUUUUGGUUUCACAGUUCACAGCUGUAGACAUUCAUCAGUUACUUUCUUUAGGUUGUAUUCAGCAAAU